This is a messenger RNA of Aspergillus neoniger CBS 115656, 348 nucleotides long. RefSeq names its product Dabb family protein. The transcript is spliced from 3 exons. NCBI's taxonomy places the organism in Eukaryota, Fungi, Ascomycota, Eurotiomycetes, Eurotiales, Aspergillaceae. Bases 1 to 348 code for a protein of 115 amino acids. The record is from RefSeq and is a predicted model, not a curated record.
AUGACAAUCGUGCACAUGGUGAUGUUCAAGUUCCGCUCCGAUGUAACUGCGGCGCAUAAAGAGACCUUCGCUCGAGAACUCAAAAAGCUCAAAGAUAUGGACUGCGUGAAAGGACAUCGACUAGUCGUGGGAGGGCCCUCAAUGACCGACGCCAUUGAACGAAGUAAGGGGUUCGAGUUUGCGCUUUUGAGCUUUCAUGAGUCUCUUGCAGACCUAGAGAAGUAUCAGGCAAGCAAAGAACACCACAGGGUUACAAGCACGUAUAUGUUUCCAUACAAGGAGGACCUGGUCCGUUUUGACUUUGAAGUUCCGCCGGAGGACGAGUACAUGUUUUUGUUCUCCCAGUAA